Protobothrops mucrosquamatus (brown spotted pit viper) is the source of this 1410-nucleotide messenger RNA. RefSeq names its product kaptin, actin binding protein (gene KPTN). The coding region runs from base 1 to 1410 and encodes 469 amino acids. Gene Ontology annotation, biological process: actin filament organization; negative regulation of TORC1 signaling; cellular response to amino acid starvation. The record is from RefSeq and is a predicted model, not a curated record. The transcript has 13 exons. Gene Ontology annotation, cellular component: KICSTOR complex; actin cytoskeleton; lamellipodium. Gene Ontology annotation, molecular function: actin filament binding. Lineage: Eukaryota; Metazoa; Chordata; Lepidosauria; Squamata; Viperidae.
AUGGAGCCUCCCCGCAGCUGCCCCUUCCUGGAGGACAGCUUCACCCGCUUCUCCUCCCAAAGCAACGUCUACGGGCUGGCCGCCUUGCCGGGGGCGGCUCGGGGGGGCGGGCGAGGGCAAGAGGGGCCCGCGGGGGCGGCGGGGGGGCUCCUGGCGGCCACCCUCAAAGGGAAGGUCACUUAUUUCCGCUACCAAGACAUGAGGCGGAAUCUGCGGCCGGUGGCCAGGGAGGUGCAGUUCACCUACAUCCCAGUUGAUGCUGAGAUUGUUUCUAUUGAUACUUUCCACAAACCACCUCCCAAAAGAGGCCUUGUCGUGGGAAUAACCUUCAUUAAGGAUUCUGGAGACAAAGCCAGCCCCUUCCUUAAUAUUUAUUGCGACUACGAACCCGGCUCUGAAUAUAAUCUGGAUUCUAUUGCACAAAGCUGCCUGAACCUGGAAUUACAGUUCACACCUUUCCAGCUGUACCACGCAGAGGUCCAGGUUGCCGACCGGCCGGAGACCGUCUUCCUCCUGAGCGGAAACGAUCCCGCGAUUCAUCUUUACAAAGAGAAUGAAGAGCUCCAUCAAUUUGAGGAGCAGCCGGUCGAGAAUCUCUUUCCAGAACUUAAGGAACUUCCAAGCAACGUGCUCUGGUUGGACGUGUACAACAUUCCCAAUUCGGGGCAGCGGAUUACCGCUUUUGGCUGCCAGAGCGGCUACAUCCGGGUCGCUCAGGUUGAACCAGCCAAGCGGGCGGUGCUGCAGAGCUGGAGCAUCCAACAAGAUGGCCCCAUCUCCAAGGUCCUGGUUUUUGCUCUACCAAGCGUCAGCCAGCCAGAGGACCCCUCUGGGGUUGUGUCUUCGAAAGGUAGCACCGAUCCCAACCCUCCAAGCUACAGCGUCCUCGUCACCAGCACUCUCGAACUCUCGGUGGUCUACCGGAACGUGCUGCACAGUGGUCUGGAGGACCAGUCGGUCCUGCCCCUGAGCGACCAGUACGACAGCGUGCUCUGCGCCCUGGUGACCGAUGUUGACUUUGAUAGUGAACCUGAGAUCCUUCUGGGCACCUACGGGCAGGAGCUCUUAUGCUACAAAUAUCGGGCUGAAAACACGGGGGUGGCGAGCACAGCGAGACGCCGCUGUUUCCAACCGCCUUCUGGAGAUUUCCAUCUGCUCUGGCAGCGCAGCUUCCCCAGCCCUUUGUUAUCCAUGGACUACGUAGACCUGACCUGCGAUGGCCUCUGUGAACUGGCCGUGGUGUGUCUGAAGGGGUUGCACGUGCUCCAGCACAGCCUGACGGACGUCCUCCAGUGUCUUCUACAGCGCCUCCGGUUGGAAGCAACAAGCCGGGCAUCCCAUCUGAAUGUGUCCGUGCAGGACCCAGAUUCCAGGGUUGAGGAUACGGAGGGCCAAGGACCCGGAGCGUGA